ACAAAGACUCUGUCCCUAGUUUGUGGAAUGUUUUUUAGAACUUACUGAAAGCCUCAGUAAAUCCGGACUACUGUGCCAACUGAGGCUGUGCUGCUGAGCUCUUAACGUGAAGCAGCAGUAGCGACCCUGGCAAGCCAGGGCUGACGUGUGUGGGAAGAGUGGGAGUGACCCUGGCUGGGAGCGGGGGAGGCCUGGAUAUUGUUUCUCCGUCCCUGUGUCCUGCCACUCUCGGCGCUGGGCUCAGAGCUCUGCAGCACCCACGAUGGCCUUCCCAGGCAGAGUGCGCCCCUGCGUUAUCCCAGAGAACGAAGAGCUCCCCGGAACCGUCCUUAACAAUGUGCACGAGGCUAAUGGGAAUGAAGACGAAAGGGCUGUGUCCAAACUGCAGCGCAGGCACAGUGACAUAAAAGUCUACAAGGAGUUUUGUGACUUUUACGCGAAAUUCAACAUGGCCAAUGCCUUGGCCAGCGCCACUUGUGAGCGCUGCAAAGGAGGCUUUGCACCUGCUGAGAAGAUCGUGAACAGUAACGGAGAGCUGUACCAUGAACAGUGUUUCGUGUGCGCUCAGUGCUUCCAGCAGUUCCCAGAAGGACUCUUCUAUGAGUUUGAAGGAAGAAAAUACUGUGAACAUGAUUUCCAGAUGCUCUUCGCUCCUUGCUGUCAUCAGUGUGGUGAAUUCAUCAUUGGCCGAGUUAUCAAAGCCAUGAAUAACAGUUGGCAUCCUGAGUGCUUCCGCUGUGACCUCUGCCAGGAAGUUCUGGCUGAUAUUGGGUUUGUCAAGAAUGCUGGGAGACACCUGUGUCGCCCUUGUCAUAAUCGUGAGAAAGCCAGAGGCCUGGGGAAGUACAUCUGCCAGAAGUGCCACGCCAUCAUUGACGAGCAACCUCUCAUCUUCAAGAACGACCCUUACCAUCCAGACCACUUCAACUGUGCCAACUGCGGGAAGGAGCUGACAGCAGAUGCCCGGGAGCUGAAAGGUGAACUGUACUGCUUGCCGUGCCACGAUAAAAUGGGAGUCCCCAUCUGUGGCGCUUGCCGACGGCCCAUAGAGGGGCGUGUGGUAAAUGCCAUGGGCAAACAGUGGCAUGUGGAGCAUUUUGUUUGCGCCAAGUGUGAAAAACCAUUUCUUGGACAUCGCCAUUAUGAGAGGAAGGGCCUGGCAUAUUGUGAAACCCACUAUAAUCAGCUAUUUGGUGAUGUUUGUUUCCACUGCAACCGUGUUAUAGAAGGUGAUGUGGUCUCUGCUCUUAAUAAGGCUUGGUGCGUGAACUGCUUUGCCUGUUCUACCUGCAACACUAAGUUAACACUCAAGAAUAAAUUUGUGGAGUUUGACAUGAAGCCCGUCUGUAAGAAGUGCUAUGAGAAGUUUCCAUUGGAGCUGAAGAAAAGACUUAAGAAAUUAGCUGAGACCAUAGGAAGGAAAUAACUUCCUUUAUAUUUUUUCUCUUCUAUACAAAGAGAAGAGUUUGAUUUGAUCCACGCUUAUUUAUAAAAGCUUUAUCUCAAAGCAGUUGAGAGCAAAGAGGACCUACAGGCCUACAUGAAUGGUUUUCUUCAUCUCCUUUUUCUCAUUGAAAAAAAAUUUGUAUAAUCAUAUUUAAAACACAGAUGAAAUCAAGAUUUGCCUUUAUUAAUUAACCCUUAUCAAUUUGUUGACAUGUAGACUAUAUAGCAGAAAAAUACAUGGUCAAAUGUUAAAUCUUAAUUAAGGCCCCAAAAUUAAAUACAACUUUUUAAAAUCAAAGAAAGUCAGCUUUUACAUGACUCCGGUAAAAAAUAGUAUAAACAUUGAUUUACUUUGUAUUCAAAAGAAAAUUACCUCCAACUGCUGUUAGGGGAGGAUAUAGAAAAUAAUAACCAACCAAGAAAAA
This is a messenger RNA of Propithecus coquereli (Coquerel's sifaka), 1871 nucleotides long. RefSeq names its product LIM and senescent cell antigen-like domains 1 (gene LIMS1). Gene Ontology annotation, cellular component: cytoplasm; cell-cell junction; focal adhesion. The record is from RefSeq and is a predicted model, not a curated record. NCBI's taxonomy places the organism in Eukaryota, Metazoa, Chordata, Mammalia, Primates, Indriidae. Gene Ontology annotation, biological process: positive regulation of substrate adhesion-dependent cell spreading; cell-cell adhesion; positive regulation of integrin-mediated signaling pathway. The transcript is spliced from 10 exons. The coding region runs from base 263 to 1426 and encodes 387 amino acids.